CUUCACCGGUUCUACGUGGACGCGGACUUUGCGCGCGGCGCCGCGGUGACGCUCUCGCGCGAGGAGACGCGACACGCCACCAAGGCGCUUCGGUUGAAACCGGGCGAUCGUUUGGAAGUGUGCGACGGUCGAGGGACGCUCGGCAUCGCGAGGCUGUGCGCCGUGGACGGCGUGGGGGCGACGGUGGAGGUGGAGGAGAUGGUGGCGGACGCGCUCGGGAGCGGGACGGCUUGGGACGUCGCGAGCGCGUUCGGCGGAUUAAAGGGCGGACGAGGGGACUGGUUGGUCGAAAAGUGCGCGGAACUCGGCGCGCGCACGCUCGUACCGUUGUUGACGACGCGAUCGGGGGCGAUCGGGGGUGGGGAUAGGGACGGGGAUAAGAAGCGCGGGCGCGAGGGUCGGUGGGGGCGCGUCGCGCACGCGGCGAGUAAACAAAGCUUGCGCGUGUACGGCUUACAGGUUGCGCCGCCGAUCGGUGUCGAGGCGCUUUGCGAAGAAAUCGCGAAAGAUUGUGGCGAGCGGUUGACGUUGCUCGCGGCGGCGGGCGCGCCGCCCAUCGCCGACGUCGCGCGCGCUUCGGGACUAGACUUGCGCUCGGGACGGAUCGUCAUCGGGCCCGAGGGAGAUUUUACGGACGAAGAGUUGAAGGCGAUGAUCGCGGCGGGCGCACGGCCGGUUGGUUUAGGGUCGUUGCGUUUACGCGUGGAGACGGCGGCAAUUUCCGCGCUCGCCGCCGUG
This is a messenger RNA of Ostreococcus lucimarinus CCE9901, 738 nucleotides long. RefSeq lists its product with no specific name. Lineage: Eukaryota; Viridiplantae; Chlorophyta; Mamiellophyceae; Mamiellales; Bathycoccaceae. The annotation marks the transcript as partial. Gene Ontology annotation, biological process: rRNA base methylation. The record is from RefSeq and is a predicted model, not a curated record. Gene Ontology annotation, molecular function: rRNA (uridine-N3-)-methyltransferase activity. The transcript is spliced from 2 exons.